Pyricularia grisea is the source of this 1746-nucleotide messenger RNA. RefSeq lists its product as uncharacterized. The record is from RefSeq and is a predicted model, not a curated record. Lineage: Eukaryota; Fungi; Ascomycota; Sordariomycetes; Magnaporthales; Pyriculariaceae. The transcript has a single exon. Gene Ontology annotation, biological process: L-serine biosynthetic process. Gene Ontology annotation, molecular function: phosphoglycerate dehydrogenase activity; NAD binding. The coding region runs from base 1 to 1746 and encodes 581 amino acids.
AUGGCGCCCUCGGCAAUAGUGGACUCGGCCCCCGCCUCCCCAACCAUCAACGGGAAUCGGCCCCGUAUUCUAGUCCCGGAAAAGGUCUCGCCCGAUGGCCUGGCCAUGCUCACGGGCCUUUACGACAUUGACAAGAGACAGGGGCUCUCGGCCGAGGAGCUCCUCGAAAUCAUCCCAAACUACCACGGCCUAAUCGUCCGCUCCGAGACCAAGGUGACGGCUCAAGUCCUUUCGGCAGCCACAAAGCUGCGAGUGGUAGCCAGGGCCGGCGUGGGUGUUGACAACAUCGACGUCGAUGCCGCCACUAAGCAAGGCAUCAUCGUCGUCAACUCGCCUGCGGGCAACAUCGUCGCCGCAGCCGAACACACCGUUGCGCUGCUCCUUGCCACGGCGCGUAACGUCGGUAGGGCUGACAGCACCCUAAAGGAGCGCAAGUGGGAGCGUGGAAAGCUGGUUGGCGUAGAGGUUGGUCGUAAGACGCUCGGCGUCAUCGGGCUGGGAAAGGUCGGCAUCCGGGUGGCACGCAUGGCGACUGGCCUGGGGAUGAAGGUCAUAGCCCUCGAUCCGUAUGCGAGUGAGGACCUUGCCAAGCAGGCGCAGGUCAAGUUGGUCAGCUCGCUUGAAGAACUGUUGCCAGCCGUCGACUUUUUGACCAUCCACACCCCUUUGCUCGCCAGCACACUCAACCUCCUUGGAGAGGCAGAGUUCCAAAAGAUGAAGCCGACGGCACGCGUGCUAAAUGUUGCCAGGGGAGGAGUUUAUAACGAGGAAGCGCUGAUCCGCGCUCUGGACGAGGGUUGGAUCGCGGGAGCCGGCAUUGAUGUCUUUACGUCGGAGCCUCCCGAGCCCGAAUCCUCCGCGGCAAGACUGGCGGCGCACCCAAAAGUUGUGGCAACGCCGCAUCUCGGAGCGUCAACCAUCGAAGCUCAAGAGAACGUUUCACUUGAUGUGUGCGCGCAGGUUCUGGAGAUAUUGCGAGGCGGGCUCCCCACAGCUGCCGUAAACGCACCCCUUAUCCUGCCAGACGAAUAUCGCAAGCUGCAGCCUUUUGUGCGCCUCAUCGAAAGAAUGGGAGGGCUUUACACACAGCAUUUCGGUGGAUCCAGGGGCGGCCGUACGAUGGGCAGUCGACGUUUUGAGCUCAACUACCAAGGCGACCUGGCGUCCAUCUCUAACACGCGCCCUCUCUUUGCGGCUCUGAUAAAAGGUCUGGUGUCUAGUAUCAGCGACUCAGGCGGCCGGGACGUGAAUAUCGUCAACGCAAUGCUCAUUGCCAAGGAGAAAGGAAUCGCGGUGAACGAGACGCAUACGCGCGAGUCCAGUGACCAGGUAUAUGCCAGUCUUGUUACCCUCAGAGUUGGUGGCGCUGGUGAUGAAGAUCAACAUGUGAUUGAGGGAUAUGUUAGCGGGCAGAGCGUCUACAUCAGCAGACUGGGCCGCUUCAACGCCAACUUCACACCCGAGGGUAUGAUGCUCAUCUUGCACAACUACGACGAGCCUGGAAAGAUUGGCAAUGUCGGUAGCGUCUUGGGCAGGCACUCUAUCAACAUCCGCUUCAUGCAGGUCGCGGGUCUUGCUCUAGACGACCAGCAGACGCAGCAAGGUGGUAAGAAUGGGGGCCGUGUUGGCGAACAUGACAACGAGGCACUCAUGAUUCUUGGCGUUGAUGGAGAAAUUACCAAGGAGGUGCUGAAUGAUCUCAGUCAGGCCGAAGGUAUUCUCAAUGUAAGCCUCGUGCGGCUGUAA